Messenger RNA from Ipomoea triloba (trilobed morning glory), 1915 nucleotides. RefSeq names its product tryptophan synthase beta chain 2. The record is from RefSeq and is a predicted model, not a curated record. The coding region runs from base 119 to 1594 and encodes 491 amino acids. The transcript is spliced from 6 exons. Lineage: Eukaryota; Viridiplantae; Streptophyta; Magnoliopsida; Solanales; Convolvulaceae. Gene Ontology annotation, biological process: L-tryptophan biosynthetic process. Gene Ontology annotation, molecular function: tryptophan synthase activity; L-serine hydro-lyase (adding indole, L-tryptophan-forming) activity; pyridoxal phosphate binding.
AAUCCAAAGUUGACUGGGGCGUUGGAUUUUGGUGUCAGUUAAGAAAGGUUUUCCCACUGGAUUUUUGUAUACUGAAACAGUGGCAGAUCAAAUUCUCACUCAAACUGUUUCAUCAAAGAUGGCUCAACAUUCUCUUCUCCUGCCUGCUGAUGUUCGUCCAAAACUUCACCAUUUCAAAGGUAAUGGUAAAUGGGGUAAGCAUUUUGAGGUAAAGGCAAAACCCAAACAUUUGAAGUUUGCAUUUAGCUGUAGAGCACAGGCAAUUGAAAUCCCUAAUCACUGGUACAAUUUGAUUGCUGAUCUCCCGGUUAAACCCCCUCCUCCUCUGCAUCCCAAGACCUUUCAACCCGCGAAACCCGAGGAUUUGUCCCCUCUUUUUGCUGAUGAGAUGAUCAAGCAAGAGACUAGCAAUGAUCCCUUUAUUCAGAUACCCGAGGAGGUUUUAGAUGUUUAUAGGCUUUGGCGCCCGACCCCCCUAAUCAGAGCAAAGCGCCUGGAGAAACUGCUCGAUACACCUGCAAGAAUAUAUUAUAAGUAUGAAGGCACGAGCCCGGCUGGGUCACAUAAGCCAAACAGCGCUGUUCCUCAGGUCUGGUACAAUGCACAACAAGGCGUCAAGAAUAUAGUCACCGAGACGGGUGCUGGGCAAUGGGGGAGCGCACUGUCAUUCGCGUGCAGCUUAUUUGGUCUCAACUGUGAAGUAUGGCAAGUGCGUGCUUCGUUUGAUCAAAAGCCAUAUAGGCGAUUGAUGAUGCAAACGUGGGGUGCCAAAGUGCACCCUUCGCCUUCUACUAUGACUGAGGCAGGUAGGACAAUCCUCAAAGGGGAUCCAUCGAGUCCCGGGAGUUUGGGGAUAGCUAUUUCCGAGGCAGUGGAGGUUGCAGCUGCAAAUGCCGAUACUAAGUAUUGCUUGGGGAGUGUUUUGAAUCACGUUCUGUUACACCAGACAGUUAUUGGCGAGGAGUGUAUAAAGCAAAUGGAGGCUUUGGGGGAGACGCCCGAUGUGAUCAUUGGAUGUACAGGAGGUGGAUCUAAUUUUGCAGGACUCGCCUUUCCAUAUCUUCGGGAGAAGCUUAGGGGGAAACUUAAUCCGGUUUUUAGGGCAGUCGAGCCUUCGGCCUGCCCUUCCUUGACUAAAGGUGUAUAUGCAUAUGAUUAUGGGGAUACAGCAGGGAUGACUCCUCUGAUGAAGAUGCAUACGCUGGGACACAACUUCGUUCCUGAUCCUAUUCAUGCCGGAGGAUUACGAUACCAUGGAAUGGCUCCAUUGAUUUCACACGUCUAUGAAUUGGGUUUCAUGGAAGCAAUUUCGAUUCCUCAGACUGAAUGCUUCCAAGGCGCCAUAAAAUUUGCUCGGUCUGAGGGGCUGAUACCAGCACCCGAACCAACUCACGCCAUAGCGGCUGCCAUAAGGGAAGCACUCAACUGCAGAGAGACUGGGGAAUCGAAAGUCAUUCUCAUGGCGAUGUGUGGGCACGGCCAUUUUGAUCUGUCAUCCUACGAGAAGUAUCUGCAAGGCGGUAUGGUUGAUUUGACAUAUUCAGACGAGAAAAUAAAAGCCUCACUGGCCGAAAUUCCCCAACCAGUGUCUUGAUCUGAACCAGAACCAAGCAAUCAUGAAGCUAAGGCGAAUUGCCAGACAAUGCAGCUGAAGUGGAGCCAACAACAACAUCAACAACCAUGUGGUUUUCAUACUCUUGUAGGUGUGUUGCCAAUAAUGUUUUUGUAAUAACGUUUGACUACUGCUGCCUAUUGUUUUCCUUAGUGUCACAUGCUUAUGUUUGGUCGGUUGGCUGGACAGAACUAUAAUCUGUCUCAAUCCUCAUUGGAUUAACACAUGUUUUGUUUUUAAUGUCUAAAUGUGGACAGGGGCAUAGAAAUUCUCAAUAUGAUCAUAUGAUGUGUUCUAGUUCUA